Molecule: messenger RNA, 854 nt
Organism: Mycotypha africana
Lineage: Eukaryota; Fungi; Mucoromycota; Mucoromycetes; Mucorales; Mycotyphaceae
Product: ubiquitin-conjugating enzyme/RWD-like protein
Exons: 5
Coding region: 36-755 (239 amino acids)
Biological process (GO): cytoplasmic translation
Molecular function (GO): protein binding
Source: RefSeq, a predicted model, not a curated record
AAGGUUGACACAGACAUCCAAAAAAAAACUGAAGAAUGACAGAUUACGCUGAAGAGCAAGCCAAUGAACUAGAAGCUCUUCAAUCUAUUUAUCCUGAUGAAUUUGAAGCUAUUAGUGAGAAAGAAUUCACAAUUGCAGUGUAUCCUGAUGAACAAGACGAAGACCACCCACGUGGAUUAUCUCUUCAUGUGACAUAUACACCAAACUAUCCCGAUGAGCUGCCAGAAUAUGAGAUUGAAACAAUAGAAGGCACUAUUCCACAGACCUACUAUACAAAAAUCAAACAUUCUGUCAAAAACGCUGCCGAAGAAUCAGUGGGUAUGGCCAUGAUUUUCACGAUGGUAAUGGCUAUGAAGGAAGAAUUAGAUAAUAUCAAAUUGGAUGCGCAAAGAGCGGAGGAAGAAGAAUUGAACGAAAGAAAACGCAAAGAAGAGGAGGCUGAGCAAGCCAAAUUCACUGGUACUAAAGUGACAGUAGAGAGCUUUAUGGAGUGGAAGAAGAAAUUUGAUGCUGAAAUGUUGGAAAAGGAUGCAAUUCUAAAAGCACAAAGAGUAAAGGAAUUGAAGGGAAAACUGACAGGACGCCAAUUGUUCGAACAAGAUAAAACACUCGCCUUAUCAGAUGCGAAGUAUAUGGAAGAAGGCGAUGUGUCCGUGGAUGCGUCACAGUUUGAUAAAGAGGAGCGUGGCGGUGCAUUGGAUGAUGAGGAAGAUGAUGAAAAUGCUGUCUGGAAGCAACUGAAAAACGAGGAUUAAAUAUUAUUGCAUACUCCAAUGUUUAUAAUGGAUAGCAUUUACAAUCUCUUUCUUUCACGUUCCUCCUGUCCGCCAAAAAAAUAAAAAUCUACAAAAAAC